Molecule: messenger RNA, 3331 nt
Organism: Nelumbo nucifera (sacred lotus)
Lineage: Eukaryota; Viridiplantae; Streptophyta; Magnoliopsida; Proteales; Nelumbonaceae
Source: RefSeq, a predicted model, not a curated record
CAUUAUUUUUGUGCUUGUCCAUUAGGUUCUUACUGUCCACUUGCAACACUCAAUAAAACCACUGGAGUAUGCGAUCCAUAUAGUUAUCAACUACCUCCAGGAAAGCUAGAUCAUCAAUGUGGUGGAGCAGAUAUUUGGGCUGAUGUUGUUAGCAGUUCUGAGGUAUUCUGUUCACCAGGAUCAUACUGUCCAACUACCAUCGAAAAAAUUCCUUGCAGCAGCGGACAUUACUGCAGGAUGGGUUCUACAUCUGAGAAGAAGUGCUUCAAGUUGACUUCUUGUGAAGCAAAAACUGCAAACCAAAACAUCCAUGCCUAUGGUGUCAUGCUUGUUGCUGUAUUGAGUGCUUUGCUACUCGUUAUCUAUAGCUGUUCUGAUCAAGUUAUCACUACUCGGGAAAAAAGACAUGCCAGAUCUCGUGAAGCUGCAGCAAGGAGUGCAAGAGAAACUGCACAAGCUCGUGAAAGGUGGAAGUCUGCAAAAGAUGUUGCUAAGAAGCAUGCAGUAGGAUUGCAAACACAGUUAUCACGUACGUUUUCUCGUAAAAAGUCUGUAAGGCAACCUGAGCAGCUGAAGGUCCCGGGUCAAGCUAAACCUGGAACAGAUGAGGCACUGUCAUCGUCAGGCCCAAGUACUUCAAGUACAUCUCAGCAAUCAACCAUGGCACCAAAAGGCAAGAAAAAGGAGCCAAGUAACCUGACAAAGAUGAUACGUGAGCUUGAGGAGAACCCUGACAGCCAGGAAGGUUUCAAUUUGGAAAUUGGAGACAAAAAUAUUAAAAAGCAUAUGCCAAAGGGCAAACAAAUGCAUACACAUAGCCAAAUUUUCAAGUAUGCAUAUGGUCAGCUUGAGAAAGAGAAAGCUAUGCAGCAGGAGAACAAGAAUUUGACCUUUUCAGGAGUAAUUUCAAUGGCCACUGAUACUGGGAUUAGAACCAGGCCUGUUAUUGAGGUUGCUUUCAAAGAUUUGACCCUCACUUUAAAAGGCAAAAACAGACAUCUCAUGAGGUGUGUUACAGGGAAACUUAUGCCUGGUCGUGUCUCUGCUGUCAUGGGUCCGUCAGGGGCUGGAAAAACCACAUUUCUUUCUGCUUUGGCUGGAAAAACAACUGGAUGCACAAUGACGGGUUUGAUUCUUAUAAAUGGAAAAGUUGAAUCCAUGCAUUCAUAUAAGAAAAUCAUUGGCUUUGUGCCACAAGAUGACAUUGUGCAUGGAAAUUUGACAGUGGAGGAGAACCUUUGGUUCAGUGCAAGUUGCAGGUUACCUGCUGACUUGUCAAAACCGGAUAAAGUUCUUGUUGUUGAAAGAGUGAUUGAGGCAUUGGGGCUACAGGCUGUAAGGGAUUCGCUUGUGGGAACAGUAGAGAAGAGAGGAAUUUCUGGAGGUCAAAGAAAACGAGUUAAUGUUGGGCUGGAAAUGGUCAUGGAACCUUCACUCUUAAUCUUAGAUGAACCUACAUCUGGUUUGGACAGUUCAUCAUCUCUAUUGCUUCUUAGAGCACUUAGGCGUGAGGCUCUUGAAGGGGUAAACAUCUCUAUGGUAGUUCACCAACCAAGCUAUACCUUGUUCAGGAUGUUUGAUGAUUUAAUACUUCUAGCCAAAGGUGGUCGUACUGUGUAUCAUGGAUCUGUGAAGAAAGUGGAGGAAUACUUUUCAGGCCUGGGGAUCCAUGUCCCUGACCGUGUUAAUCCUCCAGACCACUUCAUUGACAUUCUGGAGGGUAUUGUAAAGCCAAGCCCAGAUGUGGAUUAUAAUAAACAGCUUCCUGUCAGAUGGAUGCUUCACAAUGGAUACCCAGUACCGCCAGACAUGCAGGAGGAUGCUGGAAUUACAAUGUCCUCAGAAGGUGUUAAUCCAAACAAUGGAACAAAUCCUGUUGGAGGUGAAGGUGAAGAGCAGUCUUUUGCUGGAGAUCUAUGGCAGGAUGUGAAAUGUAAUGUUGAACUUAAGCGAGACCAUAUACAGCACAAUUUCUUAAAGUCUAAAGAUUUAUCCAAUCGAAUUACUCCUGGUGUGUACACACAAUACAAAUACUUUCUUGGAAGGGUUGGUAAGCAAAGAUUACGUGAAGCUAGAAUACAAGCAGUGGAUUUUUUGAUUUUAUUGCUUGCUGGUGCCUGCUUAGGAACACUUGCUAAAGUGAGUGAUGAAACCUUUGGGGCGCUCGGCUACACUUAUACUGUCAUUGCAGUUUCUCUCCUGUGCAAGAUUGCAGCUUUGAGAUCAUUUUCUCUGGACAAGUUGCACUAUUGGAGAGAGAGUGCAUCUGGCAUGAGCAGUCUAGCUUAUUUUCUCUCAAAAGAUACAAUUGACCAUUUCAAUACAAUUGUCAAACCUCUGGUUUAUCUCUCCAUGUUUUAUUUCUUUAACAAUCCACGAUCUUCCUUCCAGGAUAAUUACAUUGUUUUGUUCUUCCUUGUCUAUUGUGUGACUGGAAUAGCCUAUGCACUUGCUAUCUUCCUUGAACCUGGUCCAGCCCAACUGUGGUCAGUGCUUCUUCCGGUUGUUCUGACUCUUAUAGCAACUCAGGAUAAAAAAAAUGGAAUUAUGAAGACACUUUGUGACUUAUGCUACACAAAGUGGGCUUUGGAAGCAUUUGUGAUCGCAAAUGCUGAAAGGUAUUCUGGGGUGUGGCUGAUAACUCGAUGUGGUUCUCUUAUGAAAAGCGGGUAUGACCUUCAUGAUUGGGCUCUUUGUCUAAUUAUCCUUUUCCUCUAUGGUGUGGUUAGUCGUAUUAUAGCUUACUUUUGUAUGAUUACCUUCCAAAAGAAGUGAGUUAAAAUUAUCACUCUUUUGCCAAUUCUUUUUGUACAAAAGUGGAAAAGGUCAAGUUUUUGAGACUCCUGUAUGAUAUUAACUUUCCCAAGAAAUCCAUUCAUUCCCAGAAGAUCAUACCAAGUUUUCCUAACCAAGUUGGAACCAGUGGUUAAACAUGAUACAAUUAGAAUCAGUGGCUAAAGAUGACAGACAGAACUAUGUAAAGUACGUCAUUUUGACAAAUUGUGAUAUUGUAGCUUAGCAGAAGUUUUUUUUUUCAUUUUGGCACCUUGUGUUUAACUCUCAGCAAUUGCAUUUAUGUAUAUGUAUAAUUUUAAGCGGCCUUAAUUGAUAGGCAGGUAUGUAUGGGUUUGUAAUAAGUGAUAAUUGAUGUCAGUUUGUAACAGCUUGUAACGGCUUGUACCAAUCAAGUAUCAGCUUGUAAUGGUUGAGUAUGAGAUUGCAACAGUCGAGUAUGGUUUUUAAUGGUCAAGUGUGGGCUUAUAAUAAUGUGUAGUUUGUGUACCAAUUGAGUAUCGAUUUGUAAUGGUUUGGAAUUUUUUAUUUGUAAAAG